AUGCCUCGAGAAGUCAAGAAGAGAGGAAGACGAGCCGCCGCCAAGCGAGCCGAGGAGGAAAAGGAAGACGUUGACCUUAAGGUCUAUGAGAACGACGAAGACUACGUCACUUUUGAUGCUGACGGAGGAGUGGCUGGAGGUCAUGAUGAUGAAGAGAACGAUGGCUACGACAAUGAGACCCCCUACAACCCUCUGGAUCUCAAGCAGAUGCCAUUUUUUGGAUUCCUCGAUGACCAGGAGUCAGAGUACUUUAAAACCGCCGAGUCCACUUUGGCCGUCGAUGCUUUUGGGUCACCCGAAGAGAAGCUGGGAUUCAUCUCUGGUUUGCUGGACGAGGCUCGAGGAAAAGAGCUUAAGCUGGUGACGAACCAGAUUUGCUCCAAGCUCAUGGAGCGACUGAUCUUGCUGGCCAACGACGAGCAGAUCCGGGCGUUGUUUGAGGUGUUCUCCGGCUACUUUGUGGACCUCAGCAGACACAAGUACUCUUCCCAUUGCGUGGAGACUCUGCUGGUGCGAGGAGCCGCCAUUGUGGAGAAGGAGGUGCUAGACCCCAACUUUGAUGGCGACAGCGAGGAUUCUAUGGAGAAGCGGUUCUUGACCCUUGCAAACGACAUGAAGGACUACAUCCAGGACCUCAUUUCCAACCCUUACGCUUCGCACGUGAUUCGAGUGCUGUUGCUCAUUCUCGGAGGCCAGACUCUGCCCUCUCCCACAAGUUCCGAGGGCAACUCGUCGGUGCUGCGAUCGAAAAAGUCGCGAACCGCCCGACGAAAUAUUGACAUUAAGGACUCGGAGGAGAAUGACCGAGCAUACCAGAUUCCCGGAGCCUUCCACGAUGCUCUGGAGGCCAUUGUCAGCGGCUUCAGCAAACGACUCAAGCCCACUGCUGCUCGAGAGCUAGCUAUUGGACAGGUUUCUUCGCCCGUGGUCCAACUGCUGAUUGACUCUGAGGCUACCACUUCUGAGCAGCGACCUCUGUUGAACACCAUCUUUGCCGACACCGAAGAUCGAGACUCCUCUGAGGAGGCGUUUGUUGAGCACCUUCUGUCCGAUGCUGUGGGUUCGCACUUUCUCCAGAACGUGCUUCAGAAGGCCCCUGAGGCCUUUGUCGAGCGACUCUACAGACUGUACAUGUCUCAGCGAGUGCAGAAGUUGGUGCGACGAGACUACGCCGGAUUUGUCAUUGAGACCUGCAUGCAGCGUCUUCCCGAGGCCGACGUCCACCACAUUAUUGAUACUGCCAUGGGAGAAAUUCCCUAUCUGGUGGAGAACAACAACCUGACCAUGGUUCGAAUUCUGCUUACCCGAGCUGCUGCUGCCAACUACAAGGCAACCGACGUUGCCAAUGCGGUGCUCAAGACAUUUGAUACAGACUCCACCGACCCCAAGCUCCUACAGAAGGUGCUUCAGCUGGACGAGAAGAACCCCUACAAACCCCAUGAGGCUUCUUCUCCCGGUCUGCAUAGAUGUCUGGUGCUGCAACAACUGGUGGAAGCUUCUCCCGAGGUGCUUGCUACCGCUUUCGUGGGACUCAACUCUGGCGAUGUCGAUGUCAUCAAGAUGGCCAAGCACCAGUCGUACUCGCGUCUGCUGGAAAAGUGUCUGCGGCCGUCCAUCAACACGAUCGAGCGACGAAAGUUCCUCAACAAGAUCAACGGCCAGUGCGUCGAUCUUGCCCGAGACCCGUUUGCAUCACACGUUAUGGACCGGCUUUGGAACUUCACCUACAAGAUGAACAACUUUAGAGAGAAGAUUGCUAACGAGCUGGUGGCCGACGAAGAUCUCAAGGAAAACACAUAUGGAAAGGCGGUCUGGAGAAAUUGGUCGCUGGACAAGUUUCUGCGACGAAAGAGUGACUGGUGGGUGACUCUCCAUGCCACUGAUGACGCUUUAGCCAAGGAGUACGAGGAGCUCGGAAUCCCUCUGGACGCCAAGUCUCUGGCCAAUCCUGGACAGAAGCGAUUUGGCCGAGGUGGAGCCCGAAUCAUCACUCGAGGAGGAGGAACUUUCCCUCGAGGAGGAGGUCGGGGCCGAGGAGGUUUCCGAGGAGGUCGAGGCGGGGCUCCCCGAGGAGGAUUUGGAGGCUCUGAUCGAGGAGGAUUCAAGCGAGCCAACGGAGGAGAUGGAGAAGACGCCUCUGGAGACCGAUCUCGAAAGAAGGUCCGAAACGAGUGA
This is a messenger RNA of Yarrowia lipolytica CLIB122, 2175 nucleotides long. RefSeq lists its product as uncharacterized. NCBI's taxonomy places the organism in Eukaryota, Fungi, Ascomycota, Dipodascomycetes, Dipodascales. Gene Ontology annotation, biological process: endonucleolytic cleavage in 5'-ETS of tricistronic rRNA transcript (SSU-rRNA, 5.8S rRNA, LSU-rRNA); endonucleolytic cleavage to generate mature 5'-end of SSU-rRNA from (SSU-rRNA, 5.8S rRNA, LSU-rRNA); ribosomal small subunit export from nucleus. Gene Ontology annotation, molecular function: RNA binding. The record is from RefSeq and is a predicted model, not a curated record. Gene Ontology annotation, cellular component: nucleolus; preribosome, small subunit precursor; 90S preribosome.